AUGAGGCUCGUCUUCAUCAUUCAUCUGGCUCUUGCCAGCUUGGCAAGCGUUGCGUUGGCUCAAGAUGUCUUGUUCCCGUAUAUGCAUGGCCUGAAAUACUCAGAGUAUAAUGAGACUGUCAAGUUGGGGCUAUCAGCCCACGUCUGCAAAGAUGAAGCAGAAUGGUACAACAUGACCACGGCAGACUUUGCCAAAUACAAGGCCAUCAUCAUCCCCGACUGCCUCUGCAACACCAGUCUCAACACCAUCAAGUUCCUAGACGACACGAAAAAGGUAUGGUCCCCGGCCGUGACGGGGAACAUGGUCCUCAUCGGCACCGACCCGUCCUUCCACGCCAAAUGGUUCGGGCUCCCGGGAGCCUAUGCCAUGAUGAAGGACGCCAUCAGCCACGUCACCCUCGGCAACAAGAACGGCACGGGCAUGUACUUCUCGCUCUCGUGCUACUAUCAGAGCAACUCCAGCCAGAUGGCUGUCCAGUCUCUGUCCGAGAUCGGAAACUUCCAGGUCCGGGGCAACCUCAGCCACCCGUGUCUGAACGACGCCCAUCUCGUAGCCACGUCCGACGUCAUGACCUCAUUGAACGACGGCAUAGCAAGCGACUGGAACUGCAGUGUCCAUGAGGUGUUCUCGGACUACCCUCGGGAGGGGUCCGGUGGCUUCAAUGCGUUGGCCGUCGCCGUAAACGCCUCCGGCCCGGGGCAGCAGGAGUUUGCUGACGGCACCGUGGGCAUUCCGUACAUUAUUGCGCGUGGAGCAACUCCUGUUGGGUGCGGAAACAAUGUGACGGACACCAAGUUCCAUGAGCAGUGCGAUGAGGGCAAGGCAAACGGUACUCCGGAGAGUCUUUGCUCGGCGUCGUGCAAGUGCAUCUAUGGCAUGAUCAGUCCCGGAGUGUGUCGUCCCAAGGACAACACCAUAUCGACGACUACCAGUAACGCAUCAAGUUCCACGGUCUCUACCAACUCUAGCACUUCACUCCCUGCAAACUCAACCUUCUCUCGGCCCGUUGUCACAGUCACGGCAUCGCUCCCUUCAAGCAGCGUGACGGGAAAUCUUACCUUUACCAAUUCCUCCAGCACUCGGAAGCCCACCGGGCCGGAAAACGAUCCCAUCACGGUGACCGUCUUUCCCUCCAGUCCCAGCUCACCUUCGAGUGCUCCACCGACAAUCACCGUAACUCCUUUGCCUGCAUCUGCGCCUGCCUCAGCUGCUGCUCCGAACAACAGCACGAGUAUGACCUACGGCAACGGUACCAUGCCGCUAGAGCCUCCUCAUCCUCCUCCAACGGUAACUGUCUUUCCUCCAGAAGCCCCAUCAGGAUCACCACCGGAAACCGUCACGGUUCUGCCACCGACAUUCACUCUGAGGCCUCCUCCGCCAGAAGAUCCAUCAGGAUCACCACCCGGAACCGUCACCGUCGAGCCAUCAUCUCCGUCCAACUCUGGUGGCUCACCAUUACCAUCACCAUCAGGUUCAGGUCCAGUCACCGUCACAGCUCUCCCGCCCUCUGAAUCCGGCAAUGGGACUUCUCCACAAAGUUCCGACUCUCCGUCCUCAUCAAGCCCUGUAUCAGGACCCGUCACGGUUACAGCUUUACCCCCAUCUAUCAGCGGCGCUCCUCCGUCUUCAAUGCCCUCACAGGCAGGCAAUUUUUCGUCCCCAUCGUCUCAAUCAAGCAGUGGUUUGGCGCCCAGCGGGCCCGUUACUAUCACUGCUUCCGGCUCCGGUCGACCCAAUAGUAGUAAUGCACCCCCAUCGUCGGAGACAGCUACGGCUGAUCCUGGUAUGGGAUUCUCGAGCAGUUCUCCUGUGGGAUCAGCAUCUGGACCUGGCACUGCCACUGGAGGGCUUCCAGGCUCUCCUUCCUCUUCUGGUCCACAGUCGGGAGUACCACCAGUCACGGUGACGGCGCAGCCGCCCGUGUCCUCCCAGCCACCAGGAGGAGGCUCUCUUUCAGAUAUCCCAGGUUCCUCAGGUUCUGCCUCGCCGUCAAAUUCGCCCGGCAUGUCCAGUGGUAUACCCAGUACUUCUGGUGAUCAGGUGACGGUGACAGCUCAACCCCCGGCUCAAAGCAGUGUGCAGCCGUCGUCUGGUGGAGGUAGUGGUAGUGGUGGCAGUGGUGGCAGUGAUGAUAAUCAGGGAUCAUCGUCUUCUCAGCCUAGCGGAUCAUCUCCAUCCAGUUCAGGUUCGGGCCAGACUACGGCUCCUCAAUCAACGGUGACAGUUGUUCCCAUCGCCAGUGGCGAGCCUGAUACAGAGGGACCCAACACGAGUGGGAACCCCGGAGCAGUGCCACCAUCCAGUAGCCUGGUCACUGCCACAGACUCUGGUCAAUACCCGUCCAGCACCAGCGCGGAUAUCCAAACAGCCUCGGGAGACCCUAUCUCCGCAAGUUCAUCAUCUGAAGCUGGAGCCGGAGCCGGAGCCGGAGCCGGAGCUGGAUCUGGGACAGCAUCCCAACUUUCGUCUACUCGCCCGCCGUUCAGCAACCAAACCGCCACCUUCACCUCCUCGGGAACACCUGUAUCGUCCUUGCCCGGCAGUCAGACAACAGGAGAUUCUGGCUCAUCUCCAGGGGAAGGCUCUCUGAGUACUGCCACUGCUACCCCUAUCCCUGUAUCUGGAUCAGAUACCGCGACUAUGGGCGGAAGUAGCAGCUCGGCUGGCGGUGGUAGUGGCAGCGGCAAUGGUAGCGGAAGUGGUAAUUCUGGUUCAGCAACUGGGUCCGCACAAGCUCCCGGGGGAACAGGAACGGGCAACCUUUCUAAUGGCAGUUCAGGAGCGGGUGGUUCACUCACGUUGGGUCCCUCAGGGCCCAACAGCAGUGGACAGCCUGUCAGUGGUACUGCGUCUGGUGCACCCUCAAAUAGUCUGUCGUCAUUGACUUCGGGGUCACCCAUAUCUGGGUCAGGAUCUUCUGGGGGUCAGUUAACAGCCACUUCUGUAUCUGGUUCUGCAUCAGCUACUACUUUGCCCGGCCUUCCCUCUGGGGGGCUUUCGACGCAAGAUCCAGCUAACACUCACCCAGGCUCUGCCGUAUCUACAGGCCAAGCGGGCAGCGAAACAGGGAGUGGUGGUGAGGCUUCUCACACAGGGCCACUUUCUGCAUCAGGGACAGCACCAGGAUUCUCUUCUUCUUCUUCUCCUGCUGCAGUAAACGGGACCAACACAACAGGUAGUCCUUCGUCAGUGUCAACCGUUGCUGGAUCGGGUGGUACUGGGACGGGCUCCCCGAUAUCCUUGGGAUCCGGUGUUACUAGUCCGUUCCCGACCGCAACUCCCGUAAAUUGUGAUAAGUGGAUUGGUGUUGAGAUCAUUUAUAUGAUUGAGGAGAUCGAGGUGUGUCCUGAAGGGGCGACGGUGAUACCAGUCACAACGACAACCACCUCAUGUACUGCCACCAUGACCCGGUCCAUCUGCCAGACUUCAGCAACGAACCUCCCAUGUUACCCUUGCAUCAUGGGAACUCCUGCCUCGUCUGAUCAUUCCUUCACUGUCACUAGGACGUCGUGCACAACAGCAACGGAGCCUACCGUAACCGUCACCAUCCAGCCAUGCAGCACCUGCACGACAUCGACUUACACUGGAACUGUUCCCGGACACACGCCGGGAGGCCCUUGCCAUGCAUGCAGUUCAUACGGCGAACCAGAUGCUACCUCAACGGUAACAGUGAUUGACCCGGGUGUUGGUCGUCCUUCUUCCGAGGUUUGGUUCUCGGCGCUCAACCCAACAACCAUUGUGACGCGAACCGCAGGACCGGCAGCAAGUGUUAGUAGUGAGUCGCAAUGUACGACAUCGACUAUUGUUGGAGUAGGUGGCGGGUACCCAGGGCCAGGACCGGCAGUAUCGGUACCGGGAACAUCACCGGCUAUUGUCCCGAUUCAUACCGAUCCUCCCACACCUGGUGGCGGAAAUGAGCACGACCCAGCGGGGUAUACUUACGGUCCUCCCCCUCCUCUUGAUGAUCCUCAACCUUCUGGUUCCGCACCGGGAGUAGGGGGAGGGCCGGGGGCAGGGGGUGGAGGAGUGUCAACUGGUGACUCACAUGGGCCCGCCACGACUCCCACAACACCGGCGCCAACACCGGACCCGGAUCCGGUGGUAGUCACCAAUACAGCUGUCCCGUACCGCCCGACAACUGCGGCCGGGCCAGACUAUAGUCCUGUUUUAGCCGGUGCUCCUGGUUCGAAUAUUGAGGCCAGGCGUGCUAGUGCUGGGGUGGUCCUUGGACUACUUGGGUACCUCGUAAUGGUCUUGCUCGGUUGAGCAAAACAUCAGUCACACUGUCUCACACACCCCCACGCUGAAGUGCGGUUCAAUGGAUCUGCGAAUAUGUCAAUAAUGUUGUAAUGAGAUGGAGAUGAGGGGAUUUCAUGUUCCUGUUAUUCAGAAGCGAGGCGAAGCGAGGAAGCAUGCAUACGUACUGGUGGAUACGGCUGUAUGGAAAACAUCAUGGAGAAACAAAAAAGU
Messenger RNA from Neurospora tetraspora, 4470 nucleotides. RefSeq lists its product as uncharacterized. NCBI's taxonomy places the organism in Eukaryota, Fungi, Ascomycota, Sordariomycetes, Sordariales, Sordariaceae. The transcript has 5 exons. The record is from RefSeq and is a predicted model, not a curated record. The coding region runs from base 1 to 4266 and encodes 1421 amino acids.